AUGGCGCCUCGCAAACGGUCGCGAGAAGCCACAGACAUCGACGGCGAGGUGGAGAUCGAAUCGGCAAGCUCCCGCCUCCAACACGGCAACAAACGCUCCCGCAUCGCUCUGGCACAGCAGAAUGGAGGCUCCACGGUAUCCGACGACGACGACGACGAUGAGAUCCCUGGAGGCAGCCGCAGCGGCACGGUCAGCGACGACGAGGAAGAUGACGAGCUUCUGGACCUGCGAGCGACGCAAGUGGUUCAGAAGGAACAUCGCCAGCACAGAGACAAUCGAGCCUCUGAGCAGGGUGUCAUCGAGGAGGUCUUCUGCCGUAACUUCAUGUGUCACUCCAAGCUACGCAUCAAGCUGGGGCCACUCAUCAACUUCAUCAUCGGGCACAAUGGGAGCGGUAAAAGUGCGGUGCUCACAGCACUCACCAUGUGCUUGGGCGGGAAGGCCACAGCAACGAACCGUGGUGCGAGCUUGAAGAGUCUCAUCAAGGAGGGGACAGACAGCGCGACUCUUGCGGUCAAGAUCAAGAACCAGGGUGAUGGGUCCUACAAGCCGGACCUGUAUGGUCGAAGUAUCACUGUCGAGCGCCACUUCACACGAGCCGGCACCAGUGGCUUCAAACUCAAGAAUGAGCACGACAAGGUGAUCAGUACCAAGAAGGCCGACCUCGACGAUAUUCUCGACUUCUACGCGUUCCAGCUCGACAACCCGAUCAACGUCCUCACCCAAGACAUGGCUCGGCAGUUCCUGUCGAACAGCUCGCCGGGUGACAAGUACAAGUUUUUCAUCCGCGGUACACAGCUGGAGGUGCUUGACGCGGAUUACAAGCUCAUGGAGGAGAAUCUCGACAAUAUUGAGGAAAAGUGCCGCACCAGAGAACAAGACAUCUCCAUUCUGAAGGAGAAGAUGGAGGAGGCCGAGGUGCGGAAGAAACGACUGGAGAAAACGCAGUCUAUGUCGGAAAAGAUCGAGCGUAUACGAUGGCAGCAUGCCUGGGCUCAGGUGGAAGAGCAAGAGCAGAUGCUUGAAGGGUACGAGCAGGCAGUGCGGGAAGCGAGGGAGAACGUGCAGGAGAAGACCGAUGCUGCCGGGACCGUCGAUGGCGUUUAUGAAGGCCAGAACCAGUCCUUCGAGUCGGCCAAGCGCACACAGCAUGAUCUGCAGGAACAGCUCCAGCCACUGCAGGAAGCCUGCGACGCAGCGAAGGUCAAAAUGGAGGCCAACAAGACCAGCAUGAGCGACAUCAAAGCUCAAGAACGCAACUGCAGGGAGGAGAUGAAGAAUAUCAAGAAAGUGAUGAGCAGACUGGAAGCCGACAUCCAGAAGGAAAAGGACAUUCUUGCGGGAGCCGAAGGGGAUGAGCAUCUCGCACGCAUGAACAGACUGGAGGAGCUCCGGGAAGAAGCCGAAGCGAAGAAGCAGGAAUACGAAGAGCACCUGAACGGUCUCGCUGCGCUUCAGGAGCGAGAGACAGCGGCUGCUCAGGCGGCCAAAGUGGGCCAGGAACCAUUCCAGAGGUGCAUGCAAGCUGUUGAGGAGGCUGAUGGGAGAUUAAAGAGGCUCCAGAAUAGCCAAGGUCAACAGUGGAGCGCAUUCCGUCCGCGGAUGGAGAACCUGGUUCGCGCUAUCAACAACGAGACGCGAUUCCGAACGAAGCCAGUGGGUCCCAUGGGCAAGCACAUUCGGAUCUUGAAGCCGGAAUGGACCUCGCCUAUCGAGAAGACCAUGGGCGGGAACUUGGAGGCGUUCAUCGUGACGUCUAAAGAAGAUCAGAACCUGCUCUCGCAACUCAUGAAUAGGAUGAAUUGCAGAGCGCCUAUCAUGAUCGGUCACCCUGCUCGGCUUGACGUUACUGGCAAAGAGCCGGCGGAGGACAUCGAUACAAUGCUGCGCAUCUUGGACAUUGACAAUGACCUGGUGAGGAACUCCAUCAUCAUCAACCAGGCUGCCGAGCAGAUGGCAUUGAUUCCGGAACCCGCGCAAGCUCACGCGUUCAUGUUCAAAGGCGCGAAACCACACAAUGUGAGGGUUACCUUAGCGAGGGCAGCUGAAAGAGGAGCUGCAAUCAGAUAUGAGUGGUCGCAAAGAGGCGCCUCAAAAGCAUCAGACGUCCCCGCCUUCCAAGGACCAUCACGCAUGACUACGGACAUACAAGAUCAGAUCCGCAUGCAGCAUGAAGCCCGCGCGCAGGCGAUGCGUGAAAGGGACGAUGCCCGCGAGGCCAAGCGCCGACUCGAGGAGGCCCACAAAGCUGCGAGCGCCAACAUCAGGAAAUUCAAGGGACGCGAGCAGCAGCUUAAAGUGCAGUACCAGCAGGCCGAGGAUGAGAUCGAGCAGCAGCAGGCUCUCAUCGACAGAAACCGACCAGAGGAUGGGAAGCUACAGGAGCUGGAACGGCAGCUUCGUGACGCGAAGGUAGAGUCUGACAGCCAGGGGAGCUCGUUCCAAGACAUCAUCAAUGCGAUGGAUGAUCUCAACAAUGACGCCCGCGGAAUCAAGGCCGCUCUUGACGGGGCAACCAGUGAGCUCGCAACCGCGCAAAAGAACGUCGAGCGCGCCGAGAGGCGAGUAGACGAUCUUGCUACCAAACGACAAAAGGCAUUGCAAGAGAAGAACCUUGCCAUCCAGCUUAUCGAUCAAGCGCACAAAGAGCAAACGGAGGCAGAAGGGCGACUCGAUACUCACAAGAACCACGUGGCAGCAUUCGUUGAGCAGGCCAAACAGGUCUCUCGACGUGUCGAAGUGCCGGAGGGCAUGACUGCCGCGAAGCUGGACGCUCGUCUGGACAAGCUGCUGGACGACCGCAGGCGACUACAUGAAGAAGCUGGUGGUACUCAAGAGGAGCUCAACAUCGCUGCCCUCGAGCGCAGGACCGAGUAUGAAGAGGCAGCGGCUGGGUUGAAGGAGAUGGAGGUGUUUGCAAAGGAACUCAAGGGAACCCUCAAUGAUCGCCACGACCGCUGGAAGAAAUUCCGCCGUAUCAUUUCCUCACGCGCCCGGACCAACUUCCAAUACCUCCUCUCCGAACGCAACUUCCGCGGCCGCUGCAUCAUGGACCACACGAACAAAGAACUCGACAUCAAAGUCGAGCCUGACCUCAGCAAAUCCUCCGACGCCGGCCGCGCCACCAAAACCCUCUCCGGCGGCGAGAAGAGCUUCAGCACGAUCUGCUUGCUGCUGUCCAUCUGGGAUGCGAUGGGAAGUCCGAUCCGCUGUCUUGACGAGUUCGACGUGUUCAUGGACAACGUGAACCGCGCGACGAGCAUGCGGAUGAUGAUCGCUGCGGCACGCAAGGCGGUCGGGAGGCAGUUUGUGCUGAUUACGCCGCAGAGUAUGGACAGUGUGAGUUAUGGGGAUGAUGUCAAGGUGAAUCGGAUGAGUGAUCCGGAGAGGGGCCAGACUACGCUGGAGAUGGGGGCUUGA
Molecule: messenger RNA, 3420 nt
Organism: Saxophila tyrrhenica
Lineage: Eukaryota; Fungi; Ascomycota; Dothideomycetes; Mycosphaerellales; Extremaceae
Gene: smc6
Product: Structural maintenance of chromosomes protein 6
Exons: 2
Coding region: 1-3420 (1139 amino acids)
Biological process (GO): double-strand break repair via homologous recombination
Cellular component (GO): site of double-strand break; nucleus; Smc5-Smc6 complex
Molecular function (GO): damaged DNA binding; single-stranded DNA binding
Source: RefSeq, a predicted model, not a curated record